Mus pahari (shrew mouse) is the source of this 5687-nucleotide messenger RNA. Its product is annotated as BTB/POZ domain-containing protein 8. The record is from RefSeq and is a predicted model, not a curated record. NCBI's taxonomy places the organism in Eukaryota, Metazoa, Chordata, Mammalia, Rodentia, Muridae. The coding region runs from base 13 to 5298 and encodes 1761 amino acids. Gene Ontology annotation, molecular function: protein binding. Gene Ontology annotation, cellular component: synaptic vesicle; neuron projection terminus. The transcript is spliced from 18 exons.
UCUGCGGCUGCCAUGGCCCACUGUGGAGCGGGAGGCGCUGCCCCGGCGGGCCUUCUGAGGUCCCCGGGGCUUGGCAGGAAGGGGCUGCCCAGGAAGGGGCCCGGGGAGCGGCGCCGGCUGAAGGCGGUGGUGUCGGAGCAGCUCAGCCGCGACGUGCUCAGGCUUUUAAGGGAGGAAAUCCAUACAGACACCAUUCUUUCUGUCAGCGGCUCGCUGUUCAAAGUGCACAGGGCAGUGUUGUUAGCCAGAGCUCCCAGCUUUCAUUCCCAUAUCAUUGAACACACAUCAAGUGACCUAACAAAUGAGCUUGUUCCUGUGGAUGGUGUUGAAGCUUCAGAAUUUAAAGCAUUUUUACAGAUUGUAUAUUCAUCAAACAAAAGCAUAAAAAGCUAUGAAGAGGAAAUUGUUAAAAAGCUGAAAGUGGGAAGCUUAAUGCCAGAAAAGGGGCCAGAUGUCAGCUUCCCGCAGUAUAGAACUUCAUCUGACCGUUUUCUUGGGAAAGGCGAAAUUCCAGAGGAUAUUACUGGUGGAGGUGACAGCUUUAUUUCCAAGGAUGAUUAUGACUUGGAGCCUGCGUCUGAAUUAGGAGGAGAUUUGUUGAAGCUUUACACGAAUCAGUAUUACCCUGACAUUGACAUUUGUGUUGAUGGGAAAAGCUUCAGAGCUCACAGGGCCAUUUUAAGUGCCAGGUCGAGUUAUUUUGCCGCAAUGCUGAGUGGCUGCUGGGCUGAAAGCUCACAAGAGUGUGUUACUCUUCAAGGUAUAACCCAUGUAGAAAUGAAUGUUAUGAUGCACUUUAUAUAUGGAGGAACUUUGGAUUUUCCAGAAAAGGCUAAUGUUGGUCAGAUACUGAACGUGGCUGAUAUGUAUGGACUGGAAGGAUUAAGAGAAGUAGCAAUCUAUAUUUUAAGAAGAGAUUACUGUAAUUUCUUUCAGAAGCCUGUUCCCAGAACGUGGGCAUCGAUUCUAGAAUGCUUAAUCAUUGCUCAUUCAGUCAGAGUGGAAAGCCUUUUUGCUGACUGCAUGAACUGUGUUAUAAGCCAUUUUGCAAGGUUUUGGUCGGAGAGAAGCUUUGCAAAUGUUCCUCCUGAGAUUCAGAAAAUGUGUCUCAGUAUGCAGAUUCAGUCCUUAAAUCAUGGGAAUGCUGCUUUUCUUCUAAUGGAAAGUGACAGGCUGAUCAUGGGUUUACCCAGAGUAAAGUGGACAGAAGCAGCCCUGUCGAUGGCAUCUCAGCUCCAAGAAGAGUGUGUGUCGUUUAUUGUAGAAAACUUCUCUCGGAUCAUUGAGAGUGAGAACUUCACUCUUCUCUUGCAGUCACAAGCAAUGAGCAGCACAGCUCAUCUGUUGGACAAAAUUUUUAAAGCAAUUGAAGACGGUAUUACUGCUGAGAACAGUUGCUCUCUCCUUAUGGCUCUGGACACCUUACUGAACUCUGAAAGCACAAAGGAAAUGGGCUUUACGUGCAGGAUCCAAGCUGUGCGUGAUAAGCUGUGGACCUUCCUGGUUCAGUCUUUCUAUGCUGUUCGUCACACAGAAAGCUGGAAACUGAUGCACUUAGAUGAUCAGCAGAAAAUCCAAGCAGCUGCACUUGACAAAGGUGAUGACCGCAGACUUGGCAGGAGACCUGUGCUCACCAGCUCUCAGCAAAGGAGGCAAGGCUCUGAUGUUGAUGUUAUAAAAAUAAAACCUUGGACGGAAAAUAACAAAAAAACGUGUCGGACCUUCCUCUCUACUAAUCAGAAGAUGAGAUCUGAUGGAUUGGGAGCGUCAGGACAUGCAUCAAGCACUAACAGAAACAGUAUAAAUAAAGUGUCCAAGCAUGGUGACAGUACAAAAACGUCCAAAGUUAUGAAAGAGAUGAAAACUGGGGGAAAAUGUGUCUCUGGCAAGUCUAAAACUAUGGUAAAACCCCAAACAGAAAACGGUGAUCAUACAAAGAUAGAAGGUCUGUCAUCCACUGUUGUGGGAAGACCACCAGCAAGAGUGGCAGCAGCCGGACGGAAGGACCCAGUACAUGGAAAAGGAGCCCAGAACCAAGAAGGGGAGACCACAGGGGCCAGACCCAAGGUGCUCACUGCAGACCUGAAUGUGCAAGCCAGAGCCAAGCCUUUGCAAACACCGAGAGGAAAAGAUUCUCUAUACCCCACCUCUAUAGGGCCCUCCAGUAGAUCUACACAUUCCAGCAUGGAGCUUCUGGCUUCCACGGGCUCUGUGGAUGAGACAAAGGAAAAUGGAUCAGUAGAGAACAAGUCUCGUGAUGGGAAGCCAUACGUUAGUGAUUCCCCAGGACAGAUGGUGAGCAAUGGAGUAAUGUCAACUGCAGCAGUAAAGUCUCAACCAGUUUCAAGAGUUACCAAUGGAGCAGCCAAUAAAAAAAGCUUUAUUCAUGAACAAGACUCUCACGUGAAAAGCAGUGUGAUAAAAGGAGGGCAUGGCAAAGGACUUAGUGACUCAGCACCACAGACAGCUGCGAAGAAAAGAGGGAGCGGCAGUGGGUACACAGCAGCUCAGCCACGGACAAAGAGUGCCCCGCCCACCCUGCCUCAAGCCCAAGGAUCCCAAGGGGAGUCGCCACACUCUGUAAAAUCUUCAGUCUCUUCAAGGCAGUCUGGUGAAAAUGUAACAAGGUUGAGGCAUGGAACAGAUAAGCAGAUACCUAAGAGAAAAGUCAUCAAGCAAGGACACACAGCUUUGCAGAAGGUUAACGCAAAGAUGGUACCAAUGCCUAGAAACCCAAGUCAGCCCAAGAAAGGUGGAGCUGUGAACAGCAAAGAUUCAAAGCAAAAAGUGCUUCCUGGACACACUGUGCUGCCAAGUCAGGCUCCUCAGCGGCCUGCCAAGCCUGAGGCUCCUCAGCGCUCUUCCAAGCCUGAGGUAGCUGAGGCAAGAGUGCUUCAUGGUGUGAGCGACAGCAGGAACCAUGUCUUUAAACAGAGGCCUCACGAGUCCCCAGUUACCCUUGCUUGUGACACCAGUCGUCCUGAAGUGUCCCAGAUGCCUUGCAGACCUCGGCCACAAAGUUCAUUAGCCAGUCAAGAGGAAAAGGGACUGGAGCUAGCAUGCCAAGAUAGGUCAACCCUGGGUGACUCAGUGACACGUGAGCUGAGGUCAGAACUGACUGGCAUAGAGCAGAGUCACACAUCCGCUUACAAAGACUCGAAUCAGUGCAAUGGGAAUCCAAACUGUGCAAGCCUUGCUGCUCUGAAUUCUGUGAUUUCAAAUCCAAAAGAAAACUUGAUAAACUCUAACACAGUUCGUAAUUCAAACUCAGCAAAUAUAGAGCAAGUCUGUUUAUCAGACAGAGAGAGAGAAACAGGGAGAAAAAACACAGACACUGAACCAAGUAUGAAUUGCAUAAAUGGGAAAGCUUUACUGUGUGUUCCUGAAGGGACAAGUAGUACCCUAAACUCUACUCAAGAUGACAGAAGAAUCACAUUUCAUGUAGCAGCUCAAAGCCAGUUACCUGACGACUGUGCUACAGAGGACAGUAAAUGUGCUACAGUCACCUCAGCUGUUUCUUCCAAAUGUCCUUUGGGACAACCAUCAGAAAAAGAUUGUAAAAAUAUGGAAACAUCAGAAACCCCAGAGAGCCAUGAAACUCCAGAAGUUCCAUUCAUGGGUCACUGGGAUUUGAAUGCCAGUGCCACACAUCAAAGAGAGAGUCCAGAAUCCGACACUGGUAGUGCUACCACAUCUUCAGACGACAUAAAGCCCCGCUCAGAAGACUAUGACGCUGGGGGGUCUCAGGAUGACGAGGGCUCACACGACAGAGGCAUCUCCAAGUGCAGCACAGCGCUGUGCCAUGACUUCCUUGGGAGAAGCAGCAGUGACACCAGCACCCCUGAAGAGUUGAAGGUGCACGAAGGUGACCUCAGAACUGAAGUCAGAGUGAGAAAGCAGGGUGGGGGUGACCACCAGAUCCACUCAGCAAGUGAUGACGAGAUCCCUAGGAAGAAGCCAGAGCCUUGGUCUCGAUCCACACCAGUCUAUCCCAGGGAGAAGGGAAGUGCUCCUCGAGGUAGCAUUCCAUCUGCUCAGGAAGUAGACCAGGUUUCUUCUUCCGCAGAUGAAACAGAAGAUGAAAGAUCCGAAGCAGAAAAUGUUGGGGAAAAUUCCUCUCCAUCCAACUCAGGUACUCAGCACGUUCAGGGAAUAAUUAACUUAGCUUUUGACGAUGGAACUGAACAUGAAAGUCGUGAGUUUUCUGCAACUAAAAAGUUUAGAAGGUCAGUGUUGCUCUCGGUAGAUGAGUGUGAAGAAGUGGGAUCUGAUGAAGGUGAAGGCCACACCCCCUUUCAGCCUUCCCUAGAUUCUCUUUCACCUUCUGAUGUUUUUGAUGGUGUUUCUUAUGAGCAUCAUGGAAGGACAGGUUACUCUAGAUUUUUCAAAGAAAAUGAAGCUACUACUACAGAGCAUAAACACAAUAAUGGCAAUGGUGGGUGUAAAAAUGAAAGCUUUCUCCUGAAUUCUAGAAGCAAAGACUUCACAAGACAAGAUAAACAGUGUGUCUCAACAGAUCAAAAGACCAGGUUAGAUGUCCCACCCAAAGGAAGCCAACCGCUUUUUCUGGAAGAUGAAGAAGUGAUUAAUAAACGUGAGGCAGCUCACAACUUUCAGCAGCAUAGUACAUUCAUGGAUGGGGACACCAAGUCUCAAGAACGACCCUGUCAUUUGGAGCUCCAUCAGAGAGAACUCAGCUCCAACAUACCAAAGAUCAGCUCAGUGAAAUCUCUAGACUCCUGUCUCAGCCAGGGGCUGCCUCAGGAAGGGCAAGCGAAAGAGAGCCGUCCCACGCCUCCCAAGGGAGCUAAUAACGCUGUGUUCUCAGGAGACAUAGAUGAUUGUGAUACAAUGGCACAAACCUCCAUGUAUGACCACCGGCCUUCAAAAACCCUCUCUCCAAUAUAUGAGAUGUCUCUAACAGCAGCGUGUGAGCAGGAAGCGGAGUCAGAAACCCAUGUUGCAGACAGGGGCUCUGAAGAUGAGCAGCACUUUGCAAAGCAGGACUGGACACUGUUGAGGCAGCUGCUUUCUGAACAAGACGCAAACUUAAAUAUCACAAGCUCUCUGCCCGAAGACCUAAGCUUAGCCCAGUAUUUAAUCAACCAGACACUCCUCUUAGCUCGAGAUAGCUCGAAACCUCAGGGUUCAGCACACGCUGACACUUGGAAUAGGUGGAGUGAACUGUCGUCCCCACUCGAUGAUUCGGCAACAAGUGCCACCAUGGCUAGUGUUUCUUCCACAGAUUGUUCACCUCAAGGGGAGUGGACAAUCCUAGAAUUGGAAACUCAGCAUUAGAAGUCUCAACAGUUGGGAAAGAUUUAGACUAUGCCACCCCUGUAUUUUUGAUGCCUACUUGAUAUUUAAAUUAUAAUUUAGUUAGCCAAAUAUAGACUGUCCUUAAAUUGAUGGAGUCUUUUAAUUUAUUGAGGUAAAUAUAGCUUAUUUAUUAAUAUGAUGUCUCAUAUUUUGAAAAUGUUUUUCUAAAUUUAUGAGCAUGUUUUCUACAUCAAUUAGAUUAGAAGGCGGAAAAUAGUCUUUGCUACAGUUUUCUUUCCUACCUAAUAAUUUGUUCAUUUAUUUAAGAAUUUCCAUGUCAGCACACAAGUAGAUUAACCCCUUACUCUUGACUCUGCAUAUGGUACCAUAAUAAUUUAACAAUAAACUUACUGUGUGAGUAUGCACCA